Molecule: messenger RNA, 2741 nt
Organism: Suncus etruscus (white-toothed pygmy shrew)
Lineage: Eukaryota; Metazoa; Chordata; Mammalia; Eulipotyphla; Soricidae
Gene: SERTAD4
Product: SERTA domain containing 4
Exons: 4
Coding region: 209-1267 (352 amino acids)
Cellular component (GO): nucleus
Source: RefSeq, a predicted model, not a curated record
GCCACAGCCGCGCCUCGGAAGCUCGCGGGGAAAUGGCACACGGGACCGACGGGGCCCGCCCGCUGCGCGCCUCGCCGAGCCGCUCCUUCCCGUAACCCGCCACGGUCCUACUCGCACGGCCCGCCGACCCGGCCGCCGGGCUGGCGCCGAGCCCCAGGGACCCGCGGCCGCCGCCUCCGGCUGACCCCGCGACCCCGGGUGCCCAGUCAUGACGCUCGUGCUGUCCACGAACCCUUUCCGUGAGACCAUUGUCCCGGAGGAUGCCGCGGAGGUUCCCAGCUACCCCACACUCUGGGAUGCUGCAGACAGCUAUGGGGAUACCAGCCCCCCAGGGCCAGCACUGGCCCCUCAGGAGGGAGAACGAGGGGCCAGCUCCCCACUGACAGGACCUCCUUUACGAGGGGUUGAGCCCCCGCUGACGGCACCCAGGGUCUCAUGCUUUAAGAGGAAGUGCACAGAAGAGGAGGACGUUCAUCGCUGUAGCCAUCAACCCAUCUCCGUGCUUGAGGAGCGAGCCCACAUCCUGUACAUGUCCCUGGAGAAGCUCAAGUCCAUGGAUGACCCCGAAGUGUACCUGCGGAGGGCUGUACUCAUCAACAACCUGAUGAAGAGAGUCCACGGGGACAUCCUGCGGCAGAGUGCCUGGUGCUUCCCCACCUGCACCCUGGGCAGCACCUCCGCCCAGGACUGGCUAUUGGCCCAGGACUGUCACCAUCAGAAACGCGUGCGGGUGGCCAAGGAGGAGUGGGAGAAGGUCCACGCCUGCUGUUUGUACCAGGAAUGUGGCGGACACUGCCUGAGUGUGCCCCUGUGCAUCAGCACUCCUGUCACCAGUGCCUCCUCCGCCUCCUCCUCCUCCACCUCCUCCUCUUCCUCCUGUCCUUCCUUGCCCACCCCUUCCCCACCUCUGCCUUUCUCAAGCUGCUCUGCACAGGCAGAUUUGGAUAUGGGGCCGGUACCACUCUUCAAAGACAGCGCGCAGAUGCCCACAGGCGGAGUCUUUGCUGUUGGUCCCCGGUCUCUUGGGGUUCCGGAAAAGACUAAGUUCAUUAACACCAGCAGUGAGGGCAGCCAGGAUGGGGGCACUCCUAAUCCUGAGGCCUCGCAGAGUGACCUGGAGAUUGAAUGCCCAGGGUUGUCCUAUGGCUCCUUCGAGCCAGGCAGCAGCGACAGAAGGCCGGUGGUCAGUGAGUGCUGGCGACGGCCAAUGGUCCGGAGGGAGGCAGUGUCCUUUGCUGACCGGCCGUGCUGGAGCAGUGGGAUGUGAGGUGCAGCAAUGUCCCUGGAACAGGCAGCACAAGGCACAGCCCCUUAGCACUCACCGAUUUGAUGGUGAUGGAUCUUGCAGUUUUGUAUGAUGGGUACAGAUGUGUGGCUGCUGGAUGUCUGUACCUCAGUGGGUCUGCACCGGCUGCUUCCACUGGCAGGCACCUUAAACCACAGCUUUCCUCUGGAGAGCAGUCUAUUCAGUUGCCCUGGGCAAAAGGUGCUGUUUCGAAAUUUCCAGGCCCUCUGUGGAGGCAGCCAUAGCCCAGAAUCCCCAAUGAGACUGCUGAUUCCGGAUGACAAGAGGUGGAUAUUGCCUGUAUGGGGUCUGCUUCUGGACCAGGCUGGCUGAUCCAGCCCUUCUGAAUCAGAGACAGGCACAGGGCAUGGAGCCCUCUUUAAAACAGGAUGGAUGGACACGGGGCGACCUUCGGUGCCUUAUUUUAUCUUAAUUUUUGCCCACGUGAAAGUUAAGGAUGAGUCAGUGACAGCAGGGAUUUCGCAGGCAGGAAACAAGCCCGUCCCAUGGGUGCAGCACUAAUGGGAACUGCGCCCUUCACUCUGGGUUCACUUUGGAUUUGCCAUCUCUGUUCUUCCUUUUUUUUUUCGGUGCCCAAUUGCUUUCGGAUGUGGCAUGUUUGCCAGGGGUAGAGGAGAGGAGGGUGUGGGGGUGUGACUGCCGGGCCACCUGGGGUUGGGGCCGGUGGUCUUGUUUCAUUUGUUUUCUUGUUCAUGACCCAGUGGCAUGCGCUCUAUCUACAUUGAUCUGUUUUGCAUUAUUUCUCUCGUUUAGGUGAUAAAAGCAUGAGGUUUUGUUUUGUUUUUAAUUGAUGACUUACACUGUUGAUUGCGCACAAUGUCAGCAUAUCGGCACAUGGUGUGGGACCAGAGACUACAGAAUGUUUUCAGUGGGGGGAAUGAUAUUUUGGAAAAACGAGGCCCCCUCUCCUUCCUCUGUAGUAGCUGCCCUGUCUGGGGUCUGUCUGUAUCUUUUAGAAUCAUUUCUUGAGCAUUUGUGUUUGCAAGAGGUCUCAGAGCAUCCUUCUCUGGUCAUGCCGACCUGUCCUGAGAUGGAGGCCAGGUUUGAGCUUAAGAACUGCCUUGGGCCUCCAUACUCCAGGCUUCCCAGAACCCAAAUGCUAAACGAAGGGGGCAAGAUGGGACUCCCAGUUUCUCUGAGAUAAAGCUUUUUAAAUUGUUGCCAUUACUCUGAACCCAGGGCCUCUCUCCUACAGUGUAUUGAGGAGCAGCUUUGGGGGGGACCCAGUACCCACAAGGACCACGUUUUUUAAUGCGUUCUUGUGUUCUGGCUAAAUAGUUUAGCGAUGUUUUUGUUCUUUAUUUUCAACCUUUGAUAAACAUUUGAUGUUGAAACCUUAGCUGAUAGAUGCUUGUAUAAAGGAUGUGUUGUAAUAAAGUGAAGUUUUCUUGGUAUAUAUUUAUUAAAAUGCUCAAAAUUCCUUACGUUGUUCUCA